UUAUGACAUAAUCACAUUUUUGACUUUGACCGUUCGCGGAUAUUCUUUACAGGUUUAAUUGGAAAUAUUUUAUAUUUUCGAAAAAAGCAAUUAAAAUGAGUGCCUGGAGAGCUGCUGGUUUAAAUUACAUUAACUACUCAACUAUUGCUGCCCGGCUAUUGAGACAAGCUUUAAAACCUGAAUUUAGAGCAGAUGCCGCUAAAAGGAAUGAAUCUCACAUUAAAUUCACAUCGUGGGUUGAUGGAAAACCAGUCGGUCGUAAAGAAUAAUAAUAAGUCGUAAACCAUCAACAAUGUGCUCCAGAAUAUGAUCGCCACUUGAACAAGCCUUAGUAAAACCAGUUUUUAUUUUUAUGAUACUGUGUAUUUGUGUUAAUGUGAACUUAUACCAAAUAUAGUUUACCAAAGAUUAAA
Molecule: messenger RNA, 413 nt
Organism: Onthophagus taurus
Lineage: Eukaryota; Metazoa; Arthropoda; Insecta; Coleoptera; Scarabaeidae
Gene: sun
Product: ATP synthase subunit epsilon stunted
Biological process (GO): proton motive force-driven mitochondrial ATP synthesis
Cellular component (GO): mitochondrial inner membrane
Molecular function (GO): proton-transporting ATP synthase activity, rotational mechanism
Source: RefSeq, a predicted model, not a curated record